Messenger RNA from Pteronotus mesoamericanus, 4189 nucleotides. It is a transcript of the gene EAF1, whose product is annotated as ELL associated factor 1. Gene Ontology annotation, biological process: transcription elongation by RNA polymerase II; regulation of DNA-templated transcription. Bases 196 to 1002 code for a protein of 268 amino acids. The record is from RefSeq and is a predicted model, not a curated record. Gene Ontology annotation, molecular function: transcription elongation factor activity. Gene Ontology annotation, cellular component: super elongation complex. The transcript has 6 exons. Lineage: Eukaryota; Metazoa; Chordata; Mammalia; Chiroptera; Mormoopidae.
UUGCUUCCUCAAAGGGUUCCCCCACCCCUACGCGGAGGAGACUUGCUUCCGGCGCCGGGUGGGCGCAGGUUGGAUUCCCGCUGCGCUCCGGAGAGGUGUCCCGGGAGCACCGCUUUCCCGAACGCCGGCGCCGGAAGCUGGUACCGUGGCCGCGCCGGAAGAGCCCCGGUCCGGGCGAGAGGCCCGUACGGGGCCAUGAACGGGACCGUGAACCCGCUGCUGGACCGCGAGGAACACUGUCUACGGCUCGGGGAGAGCUUCGAAAAGCGACCACGAGCCUCCUUCCAUACCAUUCGUUAUGAUUUUAAGCCAGCAUCUAUAGAUACUUCCUGUGAAGGAGAGCUUCAGGUUGGCAAAGGAGAUGAAGUCACAAUUACGUUGCCACAUAUCCCUGGAUCCACACCACCAAUGACUGUGUUCAAGGGGAACAAACGGCCUUAUCAGAAAGACUGUGUGCUUAUUAUUAAUCAUGACACUGGUGAAUAUGUGCUGGAAAAACUCAGUAGCAGCAUUCAGGUCAAGAAAACAAGGGCUGAGGGGAGCAGUAAAAUCCAAGCGCGGAUGGAACAGCAGCCCAGUCGUGCCUCACAGCCAUCACAGCCGCCCCCGCCCCCGCCCCCUAUACCCUUUAGAGCUCCAACGAAGCCUCCAGCUGGACCCAAAACUUCUCCCUUGAAAGACAACCCUUCACCUGAACCUCAGCUGGAUGACAUCAAAAGAGAGCUGAGGGCCGAAGUGGACAUUAUUGAGCAGAUGAGCAGCAGCAGUGGCAGCAGCUCCUCCGACUCGGAGAGCUCCUCGGGCAGCGAGGAGGACAGCUCCAGCAGCGGAGGCGAGGACAACGGGCCCCCGUCUCCUCCACAGCCGUCCCACCAGCAGCCCUACGGCAGCAGGCCGGCCAUUGCCAACGGGACCAGCCGGCCGCAGGGAAGCACCCAGCUCAUGAACACCCUCAGAAAUGACUUGCAGUUGAGUGAAUCUGGGAGUGACAGUGAUGACUAGAGCUGGCUAUUUCGAAAUCAACUUUUUGGUGCACAGAUCUGCUACAAGACCAGGCUGCUUUGCAUGGAGUCCAUUGCCAAGAGGAAAGUGUUGUGGAUCAGUGACUGUAGUAGGAAUUUGAGGCUCUGCAGCUCUCAGAUAUUCAAGUCUUUAACUUAGUGGUGAUGGGUGAUUUUUUUCCGUGUAAUUUUUGAACAAUCUCGUAUUUCAAAGUUUAAGUAGAUCUAUAGAGGAACUAACAGAAUUAUAUUUCUGUUUGGUUAACACUGUUAAUGAAAAAACAGGCAAAUGUGCCCUGGUCUAGGUACUCAAAGGCCAUUUCUUCACCAGGCCAGUGAUUCCAUUGUAAUCCCCAGGUUGACCAAGUGGUCUGCACAAGUGACGUGAGCAACGGUCUUUGAGGGGCAGGUGAGAGGGGGAAGUCUCAAACCGCAGCAGAGAAGGGUGCUGAAACCACUUGAAAGUGUGGAAAUGAAGCAGUAAGAAGUUUUGUCUGACUCAGCCUGACAAGCCUGUGUAGAAACGGACUUCAAGGGGGAGUCCUCAAGUGUCAGCUGGCAGGAGCCUGGAGCCUGGCAGUUCAGCCCCCUCGUUUACAAGCAGGGAAGGGAAGCACACCGCUGGCUUAGCCUCCUGCCCCCGUCCAGGCUCUUCCCACGGCUCCCUUUCGCGAAUCUCACCUACUGGAACCAGAGGUUCUUGUACAUGAGACUUACAAAUGUGCAUAGGAACUUUUAUUGGAUUCUUAAAAGAUAAGAGUGUUGGGUACUUCCAGCUCAAAUUCAGAUCUAGACAGUCCUGAAGUACGUGAGGCUGGUGUAGCAGAUUAAACCACUGCUGACACAUGUGACUCACUUGAAUUGGGGCUUUUAGUUCCAUGUAGCUCCAUAAUACUAAAGUGUUUUUCAUUCAGUAGAUUUUAGUAGGGGAGGUAGGAGUGGAAGAGAGGUGUAGUGGAGAAAUCUUUCUAAAAUGAACCAGCAGCAGGUUUUCAAAAACCAGAAUAUAAAUAGGACUUCUGCAAUAUGAAAUGAGCACAUUCUUUUGAUAAGAUGUUUAUGCUUAUGUGUUUGUACCACUGUUUGUGCCUGACUCCCAGACUGAUUUGUAGUUUUAUAUAAAGUCAGAAGAAAGCCACAAGAUUGCCUUCUGCAGUGUGCAGUUUCCAAAUGAAUCUGUUAUUGCAGGAAACUGGUCACUAGUGAGUGUUUCAAAUUGAGUGAAUGUCCCGUAAUUAGUUUGUGGGUAAAUUAGAAUGUCCCAUAAUUAGUUUGUGAUAAAUUGUCCCAUUUCUGUAAUUUGAAUGAGUAUGUCCUGAGAAAUUUCCAUCUACUUUAGUGAGUGGGUAUCAGGAACAUUAAGUAUGAUUUUCUUUCCCGGGGUCCCUAUACUCAGAUGGCCUCUCCUUCCUCAGCUAGAGGAGGGACACAGUCUGGACCAAGAAAGGACGUAGAUGAUCCAAGGUGGCAGCUUUGGUUAGGGUCGAGCCUUACAGUCACCGGCUUUAACUGCAUAGCGACCCCAGUGGCCGCUGCCCUACCGACGGCCGGGGGCGGCGCGCCCUGCAGCCCUGUGCUCGGUUCUCAGCCCAUCUUGAGGGCCAGUGAGUUCGAUGGCAUGUAGGGACUUAUUUAUAAUGAAUUGAUAAUUGCUUUAUAAUUCCUUAGUAAUGACAGCUCAGGGAGGGUGAAGGUCAUGAUUGGGAGAUAUGAACUGUUACUGGAUGUGGGAAUGUUUCACUGCUCUUAACUUGCUCAAGUUGGAGCAGGUUUCAGGAACUUGAACUAAAACUCUAUUUAAGCCUCUUUUUUUUUUUUCUCCCAAAGUCUUCGCAUACAUAGACAGAACUGUGGUUUUGGCAUGUCAGGCAAAGAUAUUUGUUUCUGUAGGAAAUGCUUGUAUGUAGCACUGGGUUUGGCGAGUCAAGCGCUCUGAGCUUCAGACUCUCUCCUGUCGUCCGUCCUCCCGACCCUGCCCGGUCAUCCUCAGGCGCGGCUCCAGUUUGGCUCUUUGCACAAAGCCUUCGGUGGUUCCCUCCCCUGCCCCCUCUGGCUUUACCCGACGGAGUAGGGAAUCUUCUUUUUGGAAAUCAAGAAUUUGGCCUUACAGACCACUUCUCACAGAUACUCUCACGCCAGCCAGACUGGUCUUGUUCUUCCUGCCUCUGUGCCUUCUCAGUGUCUCCCCCUCUUCCUGCCAGGCCUCACUCCUGAGGCGCCGUCUCCUGCAGGGCCUCUGUCAGACUCACCCUCUGCUCUUUCCAACCAACAGCAGUGCCGUGGGUGCCUCCUGAACGCCGUGCUUGAGCUCUGGUUAGUACGAACUCCUUAGAAGCAGAGACUGUCACGCUCAUCUCCAUCCCUGGGAUCCGCAGGAGCAGACAUUCGGACGCUUGUAGCUGGUGGGGAGGAGGCAGAGAGGGUAGACGUAGAGAAGACAUUCGAGGCGUUUGGAGAUAGCUGAAACUAUUCAUGCUGAUUUUCAUUAUUUUAAAGUUUCCUAACUAAAUUGUUAAAAUUACCUUUUCUUUGUUUUAUAUGUCUACCAUACUGGGGGGCAUUAGGCAGGGUGUAAAGACCUAAGUCUGAGUUAUCUGAGGAGUCAUGGCAAGCCACAGUAAAGACAUGAUUUGGGAAAACAAAAACAAACCAGAGAUUUAUAAUGAUGCCACUCAUUAACUAUUUUAUUUCUGUAGCAGGAUCAUUUUUUCUAUGUGUGGUAUUAAUAUGUAUGUGCUUCAGCAGUGGGAAAACUUGAAAAUUCCAAAAUCCUUGCUUCCCUAUUUGAAAGGCUGGUUGAGUAGGAUAUGUGUGGGUGUGUGUAUGUGCGAUGUAUUUAUUACAUUAUUUUGAAAGAGUAAUACUAUGAUACGUGGAUAUAUAUAUUAGGUACAGCCAAAUUGGGCGUUUCCAUUUGGCAAGGAAGGUAGGAUUUCUGAAACUCAGGCCUUAACCAGUAUGUUGGAAGACAAGACCAAUCGAAGAUUUAUGAAAUGUGUGUUUUUGUUGUCCCUGUUAUUUGUCUUGGGUUCACUGUCUCAUUCUUUAAUGAUUUUAAAAAUUUUGUGCUUAAAAGUUUAUUUUGCUUAAUUAUGAAGUAGAUGUGCAUGUUUACAUUUAUGUAAAAUAUUUGCUGUGUAAAGUUUUUUUGGUUUACUCUCAAAAGAGCACUAUAUUUAAGUAAAAAU